GGCGCGGGGGCCGCCGGGAAGAGCGUUCGCACCGGAAGUCGGCGGCCCGGCUCGGCCUCGCGGUGGGCUGCUCCGCCCGGGAAGCGGCGUCCCCCCCCCCAGCGGCGCCCGGAGCUGCGGGAGGAAAGAUUUGAAGAGGCUUCCGAAACGCGGAUUGUGACCUUUUUUCCCCAAAACCACCUUUCUAUUGUGCAGUAUUUGCUGGGAAAAAAAUGUUUGGAAGAUUGACUUUUUCACAACUGCUUUUUGCUAGCGUCCUGGGGAUUGCCAGCGGACUGUACAUUUAUCAACCAAUAUUUGAACAGUAUUCCAAAGACCAGAAGGAACUGAAAGAAAAGCUGAAAUUGGCACAGGAGUCAGAAGAGAAGAGAAGUGAGAACUACACGGCCGUUAAGUGAACUGUGAAGUGCUUGGCCCUGCCGAAGUGAUACUGUCACUGUGAAUAAUCUGGAAAGAUUCCUCAAAUGUGCUUUAAGAAAUAAAUCAUAGAUAAUGAUUCC
Messenger RNA from Erinaceus europaeus (western European hedgehog), 500 nucleotides. It is a transcript of the gene PIGBOS1, whose product is annotated as PIGB opposite strand 1. The coding region runs from base 213 to 398 and encodes 61 amino acids. The transcript has 2 exons. The record is from RefSeq and is a predicted model, not a curated record. Lineage: Eukaryota; Metazoa; Chordata; Mammalia; Eulipotyphla; Erinaceidae.